Molecule: messenger RNA, 2530 nt
Organism: Vidua chalybeata
Lineage: Eukaryota; Metazoa; Chordata; Aves; Passeriformes; Viduidae
Gene: HINFP
Product: histone H4 transcription factor
Biological process (GO): anatomical structure development; regulation of transcription by RNA polymerase II
Molecular function (GO): RNA polymerase II cis-regulatory region sequence-specific DNA binding; DNA-binding transcription factor activity, RNA polymerase II-specific
Source: RefSeq, a predicted model, not a curated record
CGCGGGGCGGAGGCGGGCGGCGGGCCCGCUCUCCCCGAAGGCCGCGGGCCCGCUCUCCCCGAAGGCCGCGGGCCCGCUCUCCCCGAAGGCCGCGGGCCCGCUCUCCCCGAAGGCCGCGGGCCCGCUCUCCCCGAAGGCCGCGGGCCCGCUCUCCCCGAAGGCCGCGGGCCCCGCCGCGCUCGGGGCCGGUUCGGGGGCCGGGCACGGGAGCCCUGCAGGAGCGCGGCCAUGCCGCCCGGCCGCGGGGGCGGCAAGGCGGCCGUGGUGCUGCGGUGCGAGUGGCAGCGGUGCUCCUUCGCGGCCUCGGGGAUGGAGGAGUUCUGCGGGCACAUGGCGCAGCACCUGCGGCGGCACCUCCCUGGCGAGCCCCGCGGCCAGAUGGACCCUCUGGAGGAAUACACGUGCCUGUGGCAGGACUGUGGUUUCUGCUCCCCGGAGAGCUCGGCCGACCUGGUGCGCCACGUCUACUUCCACUGCUACCACACCAAGCUGAAGCAGUGGGGGCUGCGGGCCCUGCAGGGCCAGGCGGACGUCAGCCACUGCCAGCUGGACCUGCAGAGCCGCAACAUCAUCCCCGAGAUCCAGGAGAACUUCCUGUGCCUCUGGGAGUACUGCGAGAGGUCGUUUGACAACCCCGAGUGGUUCUACCGGCACGUGGAGGAUCACAGCUUCUGCUCCGAGUACAAGGCGGCAGGGAAGGAGAACCACGUGCUGCUCUGUGGCUGGAAAGACUGCAACUGCAGCUUCAAGGGCCGCUGCAAACUGCGGGAGCACCUGCGCAGCCACACGCAGGAGAAGGUGGUGGCCUGUCCCACCUGUGGGGGGAUGUUUGCCAACAACACCAAGUUCUUCGACCACAUCCGCCGCCAGACCGCCCUGGACCAGCAGAGGUUCCAGUGCUCCCACUGCUCCAAGAGGUUUGCCACGGAGAGGCUGCUCCGCGACCACAUGAGGAACCACGUGAACCACUACAAGUGCCCCCUGUGUGACAUGACCUGCCCGCUGCCCUCCUCGCUACGCAACCACAUCCGAUUCCGGCACAGCGAGGAGCGCCCCUUCAAGUGUGACUACUGUGACUACAGCUGCAAGAACCUCAUUGACCUGCGGAAGCACCUGGACACGCACAGCAAGGAGCCGGCGUAUCGCUGCGAGUUCGAGGCCUGCAGCUUCUCUGCACGGUCCCUCUGCUCCAUCAAACUGCACUACAGGAAGGUCCACGAGGGUGACUCCGAGCCCCGGUACAAGUGCCAUGUGUGUGACAAGUGCUUCACACGGGGGAACAACCUCACUGUCCACCUCAGGAAGAAGCACCAGUUCAAAUGGCCCUCGGGACAUCCUCGCUUCAGGUACAGGGAGCACGAGGAUGGCUACAUGAGGCUGCAGCUGGUGCGCUACGAGAGCGUGGAGCUCACAGAGCAGCUGCUCAAGGACAGGGAGAAGCGUGGGGAGGCUCUGGAUGGCUCCAGCGAGUGCGUGGUGCUGCCUGAGGGCGAGGGCAACCUGCAGGGCAUCCUUCUGGAGCCUCCAGCAAACCCUGCCCCGGCAGAGAACAGCACAGCUGAGCUGGCCCUGGCCGUGCCCCCAGCCCUGUGCUCUGCUGCCGCUGAGCCAGCACGGCCGAGCCCCUUCCCAGGAGCUGCCUCCUCCUCCUCCUCAGAGCAAGGAGCCAGCACACGCAACCCCAUCAUCCGUGUGGUGAACAGGACCAACGAGCAGGGCCAGAGUGAUACUGUCUAUUACGUGAUGGCCAGCACGGCCUCGGAGCAGCAGGCACAGCAGCCCAGGCCGUGGAGCAGGAGGAAACGUCAUGGACAGGCUGCAGAAACAGCUGAGGAGCUGGGCAUCCAGAUCCUGUGAGGGCUGCCUCUCUGCAGGAGGAGAAUUCAGCCUCCUGGGGAUGUGCUGCUGGAGGAUGCUUGGGGAGAGGGCUGGGCUUGUCUUCAGCCCAGCCUCGCUGGCUGCUGGUUCUGCUCAGCAGUGAGAGGGGAUGGACAGAUGUCCCAGGAGUGAAUCAAGUGAUCUGAGCUGGAAAGAGCCUUCUGCCUCCUCCUUUUGGAGGCUGGGGCCUGUCAAGCUUGUCCCACCCUUCUGGAGGUUUGGCCUCAGCCUGGCAGGGUGGAGUGGUCACCAGCUGUGCCCUUCUGAGCCUGUUCCCCAGGCAGGAUGUGUGUGGGGCACACUCUGGUGCUGAAGCCUCUUCCCUGGGAACAUGUGUGGCCCUUGGCAGGCCUGUCCUGCCCCAUCCAUGCCUUCUCCAGGGGGUGUCAUGCCUUCAUCAGCACUUCCUGCACACAUUUCCUGUCUCACCUGCUGCUGCUGGUGUUUGCCUCCCUGAUCCCAUAACAGCCCUGAUCUCUAUGAGGACAGUGCUGGAGCUGCUGUCCCUUGCAGGCCAGUGCAGCACUGGGACAUUGGGAGCUUCUUGCUGCUUUUGGCAUCCCCUGGGUGUCCUCCCCACAUUGGGGUUUGGGCUCCUGGCUGAGCAAAGUGUACUUUGGCAAGACAAAUAAACAUCAGGCUGCCAGGCCCA